Molecule: messenger RNA, 4800 nt
Organism: Portunus trituberculatus (swimming crab)
Lineage: Eukaryota; Metazoa; Arthropoda; Malacostraca; Decapoda; Portunidae
Gene: ZnT63C
Product: zinc transporter 1-like
Exons: 9
Coding region: 714-1994 (426 amino acids)
Biological process (GO): zinc ion transmembrane transport; intracellular zinc ion homeostasis; detoxification of zinc ion
Cellular component (GO): membrane
Molecular function (GO): zinc ion transmembrane transporter activity
Source: RefSeq, a predicted model, not a curated record
CAUAUCGAUGGGAGACGUGGUGAGAGGAGGUCGCUCUCUCUCUCCCUCUCACUCACUCACUCACUGGCACUCUCUUCGCGCGUGCGUUUUGCGUGUACAAGUUGCGUGCUAGUGUGUUUUUUACCAGCGUUAUUGCGUGUGUGAGUUUUGUAUACCAUUGUGUGUGUUCGUGUGGAUUGCGUGCGGGUAAGGAGGGCGUGUUGAAAAGUAUAUACCCACGUCUACUACUACUACUACUACUACUACUACUACUACUACUACUACUACUUUGAAGGAGAGCGGCAGAGUGAGAAGAGCACGAGGCACCACGGAGGGGAAGAGAAGAGGGUAGGGAAUAGCUGCCGUCAGUGAGGUUGAGAACGAUCACCCUUCGCGAGGGACGGAGCAACACAGGAACGUAUAGGGAGGAGACUAAAUAAAACAAAGACCCACCAGAGAACAACAAACUCAUAGCACCGAUCAGAUAAAUAAAGCCUGGCGAAUCAGCUGCAGAGGCUUGUACGUGAAAUUAAAAGGAAAAGCAGUGCCAUUUAAGUUCAAAAAAAGGACAAGGAAGAGUCCGUAAAAGUACUCAGGUCAAUAGGAAGUGUUUUAGAUACUUCGAGUGGAAGAGAUUAAUCCUCCUUAACGUCUAGGAAGGAAGACAGAGGAGGAAGUACCGUCAAAAAGACAGCACCAGAUUCUAGUCCAUUGCACGCCUAAUCUUCAGCGGGAUGGGUCGCUACACAGGGAAGAAAUGCCGCCUGCUCACGAUGUUCGCCAUGACCACCAGCUUCUUCUUGGUGGAGUUGGUGGUGGGGUACAUCACCAACUCUAUGGCGCUCGUGGCGGACAGCUUUCACAUGUUGAGCGACGUGUUAGCUCUCAUCAUAGCCUUCCUCAGUGUCAAGAUGUCGCCCAAGAAGUGGAGCAAGAACACCUUCGGUUGGGCGCGAGCUGAGGUGCUGGGAGCCCUCGUCAACAGUGUCUUCCUGUUGGCACUUUGCUUCUCUAUAUUUGUCGAGUCAUUAAAAAGGUUAUAUGAGACAGAGGAGCUGCACAACCCACAGAUGAUCCUGAUAGUGGGGGUCAUAGGUCUCAUAAUUAACCUAGUAGGCCUAGUGCUCUUCCAUGAACAUGGCCACGGCCACAGCCACGGAGGCCAUGGUCACUCCCACGAGACCAAACUAUCCACCAUAAACACUCUGGUGGCCACAGACGACAAUGAGAAUGACGAGCGUUUCACCCCGCCCCCGCCCAGCAUCCUGCCAGGCUCCCAGAAGUCUGAGGGCCACAAGAGUGCCUCUCAGAUGAACAUGAGAGGCGUGUUUCUCCAUGUGCUCUCCGAUGCCAUGGGCUCUGUGGUUGUGAUCAUCAGUGCACUAGUGGUAUGGCUCACUGACUGGCAGUACUCGGCUUACAUUGACCCGGCCCUCUCCCUCUGCCUGGUGACUCUCAUCACUGUGAGCACCUGGCCACUGCUUAAGGUGUCAGCUCUCAUCCUCCUGCAGACUGUCCCCACUCACAUCCAGGUUGAUGGGAUCCAGAAGCAGCUGCUCAAUGUGGAUGGAGUGUUGGCCGUGCACGAGUUUCAUGUGUGGCAGCUGGCAGGCGAGAGGAUCAUUGCCUCAGCCCACAUCAGGUGCCGCAACCUGAAGGACUAUAUGGUACUGGCAGAAAAGAUCAAAAAGAUGUUCCAUGAAGAGGGCAUCCACUCCACCACCAUCCAGCCUGAGUUUGUUGAGUUUGAGGAUGACGAUACUUCUGCUUCCCUCAACUCAGCUGAGGACUGCAUUCUUGACUGCCCCUCCAAGGACAAGGAGGGCUGUGUGGCCAACACUUGCUGUGGUCCCUCAAAACAGUCCGAGGCAGUUCCAGCAGCAUCAAACUGCCGGCAGAGAAACAGCACCGAGAUCCACAUUGGGAACCAAGUGGUGGAGAACACAGCCGAAGGAGCCACAGAGGGCGGCUACCUGCUGGUGCCUGCAUCGGUUAAUCACGUCUCCUCUGUCUGACAGUGGGCUUCUGAUGGACACCUCCAGGACGCGGCAGUGGACGACUGACAGUGAUUGAAGCGGACUGGAAGUGCACGGGAGGUUAAGAGAGAGAACGAAGUGAUAACAUAUAGCACUAUUCAGGGUACUGAUGAUGAGUGACUGGGUGAGUCUUGAUCCAGAUUUAAUACAAGGUGUGGGAAGAGGAGAGGAGUGGGUGGUACAAAUGCAAGCAUCAUUCAUUAGGUUGUAUUGGGUUGCAGUUGACAUACAUAUGUGGACUGCUUCCACAGUUUACUGUGUCUGGGCAUUAAAGAAGCCAUUUGGCUGCUGUCAGGGAUAACAUUUCUGUACAGAGAUAUUUUCUGCCACUGUGUAUUUGAGAGUGGCAGUGACACUCCUUGAUCACUGGUGGGACGCUGAGGUUGUGAUAUCAGAAGUACAUUUAGUGUGGGAAGGAAGCAGCUUGUUGAAGUGACUAUCAAAACCUUGGAUAUAAUAUAAAUUGAAAAUUUGUUUUGGUGAAUGAAUGCAUAAUGCAGCAUUCAAUAUAUGUUUUUACAGAACUACUGUAUGUAAGAGGAAAACCAAGGGUGAGGGGUGCCAAGGUGUGUGUGUUUCCAGAUGGUAUGGGAAUGGAAAAAAUAUGUUCAAAUGCUUCAGAACCAAGUUUUAAAGUCAUGACUAAAGGAGCAGGUAGUCAUUGUUGCUAAUUCAAAAACCAAGAAAUCAUUGGCAAGGAAACGUAACCACACCCUAGUGCCUCAACAGACCUUGGAUAGAGUACUGUGGAUAGUGUCUCCAAGGGAACCAGGGUUUCCACAACUUAAACUGUUACCAUGUUCAAGCCAUUCUGGGGAUUCAGUGCGGCCUAGUGCAGCUCUCUUGAUUAGCUAGUGGCCAUGCUAAAGGUGUUAAAAUAUAAAUGGUCUACCCUCACACUGAAGGGUAAGAAACAAACUAUAUGCAUAAAACCUCAUCAACCAUACAGAAAGAAAAAAAAAUCGUUAACUUGAGUUACAUUUAAAAAAAAAAAACAACAACAAAAAAAAAAAAAAUAGAGGGGAAGAGGAGGGGAGGGAAUAAACUGAUAGAAAGCCCCAGAUUUUAGAUUUAAAUGUGAGCAUAAUUAUCCUCUGCUCACAGAUCUGGUGUGCUAUGAUACACACUUCACUGUUAACAUCUUUAGUGCUAUGUUGUCACUUCAGUGCUUCUCCUGUAACCAUUGUAGAAUUUAAUCUGUUGCUCCUUUAUGUACCCCAACACAGUUCCAUCCUUUGUUUGUUUAUUAAGGGUCAUAGGGAUGUCACCAAUGCUCCAUGAUAUAUAUGAUAUAGAUCAGUGAAGAUAAAGAUUGAAAUUAUCUUGCAACAUGAAAGAGUGAGAUUCAGUUCUAAUUAGUAACAUCUUGGCAAUAACAUGCUGUGUAUAAUAAGCUAAUCUUGAAACUUUGGAGUCUCUUUCUAAUGAUGUGUGAGAAUUUUUACCAUAAAGCAUAAUUUUUAAAUUUUUACCAUAAUGCAUAAUUUUUAAGGUACUGUUAAAAAGAGGCCUUUCUUUUCAACACCUCUCCAGUGUGUCCGAUUGUCUGUGCAGUGAAGGUUAAUGGUUAAUGAUACACAUUUUUAUUGCAUGUAUCCAGGCUUGAGAUUAUCCAUAAUAGGAGGUAACCAAGACAUGUAUAUACAUGUAUACAGUUCCUCACAUUGUGGUGUUUAGAUGAGGAUUGGUAAAUUACAUGUGACGCACACUAGAAUAUAAAUGUUCAACAUGACCAAUGUAGUGAGCUGCAUCUACAAAGCAGUGAUAAGAUAUGUACCAUAAACACCAUGAAUCUUGACUAGGUUGGCAUAAGCAGUGGUAAUAUCUUGAUGUGAUAUGUACUUGUGUUUGUGAAGAGAGCAAAGCGAGUUCUUACCGUGUUCAUGGUUAUGUUCUUCCCUGCGGCUCUGCAUGGCUGUACACUGCAGCCUGAGGGAACAGAUGUUCCCACAACCAGCAAGACUGACACUCCAGUUGCCCCAAACAUGGUUCUUCCUGUGGACGGACUCGUCUAAGAAAAAUUGAAAAGAUUGUACAUAAAGUAUACAAGUUUUUAUGGUUUUAUAUAAAUGUGUACAAUUUGAGUGUGUACUGUUUGUAGGAAGAGUUGACUUUAUGAAUGAAAAUAUAACUAGUGAGACUCAUGGCAGUAUUUAUAUUAUUUUUGUACAUAAUUUACAUAAUUUCACUAUAAAAGACUGAUAUGUUAACUUUUUCAUAAGUAAAUCAUAUAAUCUAGAAGCAUAAAGAUAUUGAAGGCACUGUAGAGUAUGGAUACUUCUCAAAGAAGUAAAGAAAAUUACCUUCUUAAUAAGGACAAAAACUUGUGUACAUAUACAUAUCCUUUAUCCAACACUUGCAACUUUAGUGUGUGUGUGUGUGUGUGUGUGUGUGUGUGUGUGUGUGUGUGUGUGUGUGUGUGUGUGUGUGAAAGUGAGCUUUGUAGGGCUCAAAAUGUAUUGUUCUGAGAAUUUGUUUCUCUCUCAGACUGGAAAUUCUUAUUCCAGAUAUCUAGCACUUCCCACUGGUCAUUAUAUGACUUAAAGUCUCAGUAAUUGGGAUGUGACACAUUCUGCCAAUUUAUAUCUAGUAUUACUGAACUUGACAACUAGAAAUUUAUAAAUGUUAAAUAAUUACUCUUGGAAAUGUCGUGUGUUCUUUUGAGCUGUACUGAUUUAUUUACAGCAAAAUUUGACAAAAUUAUUUAAUUUGAUGUUUAGAUCUUGCUUCACAAAAUUUGAAUGUUUUUUUUUCAUGUUUAUGAAAUAUACCUUUUCAUGUGUAA